GGUGGUGUCUUGCGACGUGACCUUGCUCGUCACGCUAAGAUUUUUCACUCCGAGGACGCAUUCUUUUAUAUUCAUUCGGGCGGCAAGUUUCACGACAUAAUUAAGACAUAAGCCGUUGAUCGAGCAUUCAUCACCUUCGUUGCGCAAUCGUCCAACAUGUGCGGCGGAAUAUAUCGUGUUUAGAUUAUCAAAGCCCGAAAUGGAAAACAGGUGCGACAUUUCCUUCGAUGACGUCAAAUGGCAAAAGGAAAUAUACGUGGAAUUUGAGUGUAUUUUUGGCCGAAUCGAUGAAUCGGCAAUCACCUUGCGCUGGUUCAUCAAGUAACAACGAUCAAAGACCGGCAAGCGAGCAAGGCGACGAAGGCGUAACCGGAAAGGCUCAUUUGCCAAGUGGUAAUAGGUGUUUGCGACCCAGUGACCCUCAACGAUCAACUCUCCUUUGCGAUCAGUGUUUCGACAGAAGCCACUCUCGAUCGGCAUCCCCACUCGACGAUGAUGAAAGAUUGUGGGAAGGGGAUUGUGUCCGCGGACUAUGUAAGAACGGCUGAAUUGACGGAGACCAACAGACGGAGAACGGUGCUUCUUCGGGCUCUGUGUGUAACGUUUACUUCCAACUUGCCUCGAGGCUCGCCAUCCUUAUCAGAUCUAUCUCAUCCAAGGAGGAAUCCAAGGAGGAACGAGGAGCGAACGUUAAAUUGAUUCAAGCGGAUCGAGACUUGAACUUUGCGGUGAUCGUCGAGAUCUAUGUGU
Molecule: messenger RNA, 750 nt
Organism: Vollenhovia emeryi
Lineage: Eukaryota; Metazoa; Arthropoda; Insecta; Hymenoptera; Formicidae
Exons: 2
Coding region: 228-548 (106 amino acids)
Source: RefSeq, a predicted model, not a curated record